AUGCACGGGAACGGCACAGGUGCUGCUGCAGCGAUUCUACUAUGUGGAGUCCGUGAGGGAGUUCUCAGUGGCCGAGACCGCGAUGGGGGCGGUCUUCCUUGCCUCGAAAAUCACAGAGCGGCCGGCAAAGAUCGCGGACAUCAGGAGGGAGAGCGAUGGGGUGAAAAGGUAGGGCAGGAGAGUGGGCAGGAGAGGGCUGACGGAGCAGGGGCAAUACAGAGAGAGAGAAAGGGUUCUCGUGGCAGAGAUAAGGCUGCUGUCAUCGCUAGGAUACUGGGGCAGGCGGGGGAGAAGGGCGUUGCACAGAGGACAUGGUCGUAUAUCAACGAUGCAAUGUGCACGACGAUCCCGUGUAUCGAGCCGGCAGCAUGCAUUGCAGUGGGGUGCAUCUAUAUGGCGGCAAACGAGGCAGGGAUCAGGCUGCCGGAGGAGUGGUGGGAAGUUUUCGAUGUGGAGGAAGAGGACAUGGUGUAUGUGGCGGCGAGUCUCAAGUCGUUCUAUAUAGAAGAGAGGGAAAGGAAGGAGGAGGAGCGGGAGAGGCGGACGCCGGUUGAGGUGGAGGAGGUGGAGGGGCAGGGUAGGGAAGCACGGGGCGCUGAGUCUGUCUGGGGCGCUGCCGGGAAAGGCAAUGCCGGGGCAGGCAAAGGCAGGGCAAAGGCAAAGUGUAGUGAGCAGGAGUUGGGCUUUGUUCAAGUGCAUGCACGAGUAUUUUUAAAUUUCGGCGAUUCGCCGCAUGGUAGGGCACUUAAGGAGCGGUUUGCACGCCCGCUUCGAUGGGCGGGAAUGCUUGCCAAGACAAGUGGUGCCUUAUGGGCGGGUCAGUACCUGUUUCUGGAGGAUUCAGGAGGAAAUAGCCUUUCAUGUAGUCUGCAGAAUUUUGUUAUAUUUUCUAGGAAAACUCUUAAAUUGUUUUGCAAAACAGAGACAAGUCUUCAGUGA
Messenger RNA from Pneumocystis jirovecii RU7, 939 nucleotides. RefSeq lists its product as uncharacterized. Gene Ontology annotation, molecular function: cyclin-dependent protein serine/threonine kinase regulator activity. Gene Ontology annotation, cellular component: nucleus. Gene Ontology annotation, biological process: regulation of transcription by RNA polymerase II. The record is from RefSeq and is a predicted model, not a curated record. The transcript has 8 exons. Lineage: Eukaryota; Fungi; Ascomycota; Pneumocystomycetes; Pneumocystales; Pneumocystaceae. The coding region runs from base 1 to 939 and encodes 312 amino acids.